AUGCAGGUGACGAGAACGUGUGGUGCACAACUCGGAAGUUGGAUCACGAACGGCAACCCGCAGCCACCCACACAGCCUCGCUCUAUCACCCUUCAUCGAGCUUCUCCUGCAUCGUACGCUACAUGGGCUCAAACCCGUUUGAUGAGCGCAAGCUGGAUGAAUGUGGGGGGCAUGUUCUCUAGACACUUUGUUACACACGAACCACUUUUUCCAUUGUUGGCCUCAUCCGCGCCGCGAUCCAGACUGGUACCACCUCCCGGACAUUAUGCAGGUUUGGGCGGCGGUGACCCUCGCUUCUUCCGCUUGUGGUCCUUUCCAACCCCCCUUCUCUCCGUCAGCUCAUGCACCAUGAGAGCGAGAAUAACCUCAAUCAUAGAGGUUCACGUCUCCGGAGAUCCGCGCCGGCUUCUUGCAUCUCCUACCUUGAUUCCCUGCGAGUCUGAAGCAAAAUUGGCAGUCGAGGCUCUCACAUAUGAAGAAGUCUUCUGCCUUCCCGAAGGCAUUCGGCUUUCCUACCGAGGCCGCAAGCUGAGACACCAAAAGGUCUCAUACGCACCAGUCUAUUCCUAUUUUUGCGUGCCAAUUUCGGUCUCCCUGUACACCCGUUUGCGAUCCGCGUCCCGGAAGGAUCCCCCUUGCGACUACUCCGAGUUCCUGUCGCAGGAAACGGAACUAGACGACGACAAACGCACACUCUGGUUUGUUGGCGUCGUGUCACGUCUUGUGCUACUCAACACGGAUAACGUACGCGACGCAACUACGGCUUCGACGGAAGGCAGCGUCCAUCACGCCUCUAGACGCCCCGACGAUCACCUUUACCACUUGUCUCUCGAGAAGCAUUGCUCGACUCACUAUCAGCAAAGACCAAGUACCCUCAAUUGGAACCAGCCCUUUACCACACGGGCCAAGGAUCCAUCCUCCGUAUUAUCCAAAGAUUUCGUCAUUCGAAAUCAGACGGCUCCGCCGAUCUUUUGA
Colletotrichum lupini is the source of this 975-nucleotide messenger RNA. RefSeq lists its product as uncharacterized. NCBI's taxonomy places the organism in Eukaryota, Fungi, Ascomycota, Sordariomycetes, Glomerellales, Glomerellaceae. Bases 1 to 975 code for a protein of 324 amino acids. The transcript has 6 exons. The record is from RefSeq and is a predicted model, not a curated record.